Kockovaella imperatae is the source of this 2449-nucleotide messenger RNA. Its product is annotated as Golgi transport complex subunit 5-domain-containing protein. Gene Ontology annotation, biological process: intra-Golgi vesicle-mediated transport. NCBI's taxonomy places the organism in Eukaryota, Fungi, Basidiomycota, Tremellomycetes, Tremellales, Cuniculitremaceae. The record is from RefSeq and is a predicted model, not a curated record. The transcript has 14 exons. Bases 25 to 2415 code for a protein of 796 amino acids. Gene Ontology annotation, cellular component: COG complex.
CUCUUGUACCUCCAUCGAAGCGUCAUGAAGAUAGACGAGGGACCGUUCCUAUCAGACAACUUUGAUGUCAAUGCGUAUGCGAACGCUGUGCUAGCUGGCCAAAACUACGAUCCAGACAAACCUCAGCCAACGAAGAAGAGUGACGAAAAAGGGGACGUCGGGCUUGAGCUGGCCAAGCUUAACUAUGGAAUUGAAGAUGUGACGAAGCAGCUACGACGCGAGAUCACCUCUUCCCACCCACUCCUCCUGGCUCACUUGACUACGUCCUUGUCCCUCUCCUCCCAUCUUUCCCCCAUUCGCUCCUCUCUCACUUCCCUCUCCUCCUCUCUCGACAGACUCCACGCGAAAAUCCACGAGCCCUAUGAGCAUCUAGCUCUCCUCGUUCGCCGCAUCCAGGUCUUGACACGCGCGUCCGACUUGACUAGACGGGCCGCUCGUUAUGUACUGGUGGUGCGGAGGCUAGAAAACCAAAUGGAGCAGGUCAAGGUAGCUUUAGAAGCCAGCAAGACGACUAAUGAAGACGAGGGUGGGAGGGAGCUGGCAAAAGCCGCGUUGAGCGUAGCAGAGCUAGAUGCCCUGCUUGAACCCGUUCCGGACGAGGAUGUGGUCCCCUUGCAAUCACUCGAAGUCUGCAGAGCUCAAAUACCCAAAAUCGAUAGAGCCAGAGAUACCAUCAUACAGGAGAUGGAGAGCAUGGUAGUAGCUGGUCUUGCAGAUUUAAACCAAGCCCUCCUCUCCUCAUCGCUGCAAACGGCUCAUAACCUUCGUCUCCUGCCGGACCUCGUGUCCAAUCUCUUAGCCGAUCUCAACGAUGCUGUCACCCUCCGUAUACAACGAGCUUUCGAUUCUGCAGCGAUUGGAAAAGAGGUGGCUGGGAAAGCGAUCAAAUUUCGUUCUGCUACGGAGCCAACCAAUUCGACUAAGGACCAAUGGGUUAAGGUCCUGUGGAGUCGCCUCGGACGGGUCAUGGAGGAUAUCACCAACGCCUGCAUCAAGGUGUACACGCUGGAAAAGGUUCUCAAGCUGAAGAAAGACGCUUCGAAUGUGGACUUUUUGACCGAGGUCAUGAAGAGCCUCGACGAGAAACCCAGUUUCACCUUUUGGACCAACCUGGCUCAAGCCUUUGAAACUCAGAGCAAGGAGACGAAAUCCUCCGCUUGGCUUCAGCAAGCGCUCAGCGCUGGAUACCCUCGACUGUUGCGACUGUUUCACGACUUCUUUGCCAAGAUCGCGGUACAUACAGACACCGUGUACACGACAGAGCAUCAAAGUACCGAGGCCGUAUUGGUGUUGCGCUCGGUGGCUGUCUUUGAGACACUCUACCUGACGCGCUCGACUACCCGAAUGAACGACAUUGUCAACGCAGCGACGACCUUUUUGUCGGGUCGAGGGGUCCCUCCUGGUCCGGCGGAAGGUGUCAGCAUCGCCAGAGUCGUGACGAACGAGCUCGACUCGGCACGAUUUGACCCGCUGCUCGCCAGAACAGUGGCGAGGAACGCCGUCAAGGUGCUCGAUACACUGUUGAGAAAGCUCGAAGGAGCAAUGGUGCGAGAUUUCACAGCCACGUCUGUAAUUGGACCUCAGGCUACACCUGCUCAGUCGCUCAACGCCCAAUUGGUCAGCUGUAUUUACCAUUGUCGAUACAAUCUGCUCUUUGUCCAGCAAGAGUUCACACCAAACAUCUGGCAGAUAGUCCUUCCCGCGAUCGAAGCGUACGAGAAAUCCUACAAGGGAAUCCUCGCCGCCUUGGACAUUGUGAUCAAGCGGGAAAUGUCGUCCAUCCUCUCACGGCUUCACAAGGUCGACUUUGCCAAGCCUGUCGAACACAUGGGAGGGAAUGCAUACAUGGAAGACUUGAUCGACAAGAUUGCUUUUAUCAAGGGGGAGCUACUUGGGCGAAUGUCUUUGGGCGAUGCCAUGAGGGAACAGGUCCUCGAACUGAGCCGAUACAUCUUACGGACAUUCCUCGUUCACGCCAGUAUCGCUCGACCGCUGGGGGAGAGCGGCAAACUCAAGCUGACGGGCGAUAUGACAGAGCUCGAGGUGGGCGUGUCGAGCUUGUUAACUGUUGGACAGAUCCAAGGACAACGUGGCGGGGUAAAGAUAGACCAAGUGGGAGAGGAGUAUCUGGCCCUGCGGGCGUUCAGACAACUGCUCUUCUCCGACAUUUCUUUGACCAAUCCUGUCGAGACGGUCCACCUGCCACCCCUCAUCAUCCUCCAUCACAUCAUUGUCUUAUCGCCCUUGCUUCUGCCACAUCAAGUCCAUCAUUGGACUGAAUCAGAGUAUGUCUUGUGGUUGCAAAAGCAUGAGCCUGCUCAGCAGUUGGAUCUGCUGGAGAAAGCUGUAAACGAUCAAGCGGUGGAGGGCGAUACUGCGGCGUUGAUAAAAGAGGUGUUGGCGCAGGCAGAGUAGCGGAGGCAUUUUUAUGCAUUUCCCACUCUUAUCA